This is a messenger RNA of Lycium barbarum (goji berry), 759 nucleotides long. RefSeq lists its product as uncharacterized. The coding region runs from base 1 to 759 and encodes 252 amino acids. NCBI's taxonomy places the organism in Eukaryota, Viridiplantae, Streptophyta, Magnoliopsida, Solanales, Solanaceae. The transcript has 3 exons. The record is from RefSeq and is a predicted model, not a curated record.
AUGAUAAAAGAAGUUCGGUGUUUGGCCAGUCUUAGAGUUCGACUUUUGGACUCGGAGGAUGGUGUUGUUGUUGUUCAGAACAGAGCUCAUUCCUCUUUAGUGGUUAAAGUCAAAGAGAAGCAGUUUAGUGAUCCCUACUUGUUACAGCUGAAAGAGGGGAUCCACAGGCAUAAGACAAUGGCUUUUGAACAAGGCAGAGAUGAUGGUACCGAGGUCGAUUACGUAUUCCGGAUUUAUCAUGCUAGUAUUAAGAUGGCCCCGUUUGAAGCCUUGUAUGGGCGAAGGUGUAGAUCACCUAUUGGUUGGUUUAAAGUGGGUGAAGCAGAAUUGCUAGGACCAGAUUUGAUCUACCAGGCUAUGAAGAAAGUCAAGGUGUUAUCAGGUUUAAAGAAGGGAAAGCUCAGUCCCAGAUAUAUUGAACCUUAUAGGAUCCUGCGAAGGGUUGGUCAAGUAGCUUAUGAGCUUGAAUUGCCACAAAAGUUGGCUGCUAUGUUAAGGAAGUAUGUGGGAGACCCGUCGUUGGUUGUUCCUACUGAUACUAUAACAAUUAAGGAUGUUUUGACUUACGAAGAGAUCCCUAUAGCCAUCCUUGAUCGUCAGGUUCACAAGUUGAGAACUAAAGUGGUUGCCUCAGUAAAAGUGCUAUGGAGGAGUCAGAGAGUCGAAGAGGCUAAAUGGGAAGCCAAAGAGGACAUGAAAUCCAGGUAUCCCCAUUUGUUUGAAGAGCAAGCAAAGAACGCUCAAGGUAACCUUCCAUAG